Drechmeria coniospora is the source of this 1521-nucleotide messenger RNA. RefSeq lists its product as uncharacterized. Gene Ontology annotation, biological process: spliceosomal tri-snRNP complex assembly. Bases 1 to 1521 code for a protein of 506 amino acids. The record is from RefSeq and is a predicted model, not a curated record. Lineage: Eukaryota; Fungi; Ascomycota; Sordariomycetes; Hypocreales; Ophiocordycipitaceae. The transcript has a single exon.
AUGUCGUCAUCGUUGGAUCCUAGGACCGUCACCCAGCCCGACUCCACCGCAUCCGCUGGCGGCCGCUCGACCAAGUCGAGUGAUUCGACCAAGGAUGUCGGCGGAUAUCCCGUCGGCAGCCUGCACAUUGUACGGCCCGAUGAUGAUGACAAUGAUGACGCCGAUGACGACGAUGGGCCUCCACCACUGGAGCCCCUCCCGUCGUCGUCCAAGCAGAAGCAACCGGCACGAUCGAUGCAGCCAGAGUCGCCGAGCAACGCCAUGAUGCAUUCCAUGGGCGGCGGCGACAUCGUCAUCGUCCUCCACCUGCCCGAGGCCUACACCGUCGGCUACGACGCCGUCUCCUUCACCGCAAAGACCUUUGUCGGCAUCAGGCAUGUGCCGCCCGGGCCGCACUUCUUCUGGGCCGCCCAUCCCGACGGCGCAUCCUCCCGUUGUGGCUUCUGGAUUAUGAGCUCGGGAAUCGACCGCGUGCACGUGAUGCAAUGGCACGGAUACGACGAAGUCUUCGUGCAACCAACUCGCACCGACACUCGUCUGCAGGCCGAGAAUGUCGACAAGAUUUACCCACAUCUGCCCUCAUAUCGGGAUCCCUCUGGCUCGGAAUCAGGAGUGGGCGCCUUGGACCCCUCCAAGGCAGAUGCCAACCGGCACAUCUGGCACCAACUGUCAGCGGCCAUCACCCAGCCGGUCCUGGACCGCAUCGCGGGAGAUCCGGAUGUUGGCUGGAACCUUCACACCUGCGACCGCGUACGAGGUUCGCUGAGACUGCCGUCGGAGAUGGAUCUCGACAGCAGCCUGCCCCAUUCCGUUUUCCACUCGCACGAACUCAGGUUCUCCUUUCAGCAGGGAACCCGGACGUACAAAGUCACGAGCAUGGGCCACGACCGUACCGUCAACGCUACGGAUACGUCAUCCCACAUUCUGGCGCGCCUCGACAGCCAAAGCGACCGCCUCGCCUCGGACGACAUCGUAGGAGAGUUCCAGUUCGCCUACGUCGUCGGCAUGUAUCUAGGAAAUGACUCCUGCAUUCAACAGUGGUGGUACCUCCUGCUGCAUCUCUUCCUCAAGGCUUACCGUCUCGCCCUCGAGCAACCCGAUCUCGCAGCAGCGUUGAUCCGCACUCUCACCGCCCAGCUUGCUCAUAGUACGCGGUGGCUCGAAGGGUCCAUCCUCGACUAUAGCGAGACACACACCCACGAUCUGCGCAUCGCCCUCAUCAUCUACAAACAACGUUUGGACGAGCUUCUCGGGGAGCGGGGAAAGGAAUCCGUCACUCCUGGACAAAUCGCCGUUGGGAACGCGUUUGCGAGACUUGAGGGUGUGCUCAUGAAGGAACUGGACUGGGACCUGACGGCCACCUACCCUCGGAAGGGUAAAGUGAUGACGGAUGACGGCGAGGAAAUCGACCUCGAGCUGGACGAGAUGGAAGCGGAAAACGAUCGAGGCGAAUGGGCACCCGAAAUCGUGGAGCUGGACGACAAUGGCCGUCAGGUCGGUCUCGUUUCAUGGUCAGACUAG